Molecule: messenger RNA, 1017 nt
Organism: Daphnia carinata
Lineage: Eukaryota; Metazoa; Arthropoda; Branchiopoda; Diplostraca; Daphniidae
Exons: 5
Coding region: 1-1017 (338 amino acids)
Source: RefSeq, a predicted model, not a curated record
AUGUGUAACUCUGAAUUCAAUUCAAAACGUGUCGUGUUCUUCUUCAUUUGUGUGGUUUCGUUGCCGAGUUUGUUUGUUUCUUCAUUGUUGAUGACCCAAAAUGAGGAGGAGUUGUCAAACGACAUUGCCACUCAUUCGGACGACUAUUAUGACAGUCAUCUACACUAUCAGAUCCUUUUUCUCAACUACUUUAUCAACAAAUUCCGUCAAGAUUCGAAUCACAGAUCCAGAAAGUUGUACGCCAAAUCUAGUCGCUCCGGAAGCCCGUACUCGGACAAUGAUGUUGUCGUAGGGACCCCAAUCAAAAAAGGCUAUUCAGCAUCAAACGCUGAGUACUCGAACGAUGUUGAAAACACGAACCAGCUCGUCAACGAGAAACCCAAUUGCGAAGAAGGUGAAAUGAAGCUAAAAAAGCCGUGGGAUUACCUGUCAAAGAAAAAGAAAGCCAGCAUUAUUUUAGGGACGAUUGGUUUUGCUUUCGUCAAGUUAGGUUUGAUUUCAUUUCCGUCGUUAGUCGUCAUGGAAGACACGACCACAACGUCCACAACGUCUACGACAUCGACGACGACACCCACCACGACUACCACGCCCACAACGACCACAUCUACAACUUCGACAACAUCGACGACAACACCAACGACGACGACAUCCACCACAUCGACGACAACGACGACAACGACAACAACAACGACAACCACAAUGAUGCCAAUGACGUGCUCGACUACAUCGACCAUGGCAACUGGAUCGUACAAGACGAUUCGAACUCCAGGCACUCAGGUGGAACAGUGUCUUUCCAUCACCGUUGCUCCGGGCAGCCGAAUUCAAAUAACCUGCACUUCCAUCAACGUUUCCACUGGCACCUAUGUCACCGUAUUGGAUCUAUCCGGUACGAGUAUCGUUGCUAAUCCGCCCAUUAUAAACACGCCGUACACGACGGCGGACAACACGUUGAUCAUCAAAUCUCUCGCCAGCAGUGCCAACGCCGAUCAGCUGUGUUGCGAUUGGAUUACUGUUUAA